AGUAUCCUGCCGGCUGUUGAACACUCCUGCCGGCUGUGUGACUGACAGCCGGGAAGCCUCCGCCCAGAGCCGCUACAGCCAGGCUGCCUGCCUACAGCUUCACCCGCUACCAGGCGCUGCAGGAAUGACCGACAAUAUCCCCUUACAACCCGUCAGACGACCGAAAAGAAACGACAGUAAACACAGAAAUGGGUGCUGCCCGUGGUCGAGAUGCUGUGGCAUGGGUGACUUCCGUCCCCGCACCGUGUGGCUCGGCCACCCAGAAAAGAGGGAGCAGAGGUACCCCAGGAAUGUCAUUAACAACCAGAAGUACAACUUCUUCACCUUCCUGCCUGCGGUGCUGUUCAAUCAGUUCAAGUACUUCUUCAACCUGUACUUUUUGCUUUUGGCCUGCUCUCAGUUUGUGAAGGAGCUACGUUUAGGUGCCCUCUACACCUACUGGGUCCCUUUGGGUCUUGUUUUGAUUAUUACCAUCAUGAGAGAGGCAGUUGAAGAAAUAAGAUGCUACCUUCGAGACAAAGAAGUGAACUCGCAGAUUUACAGCAAGCUAUCAACAAGAGGCACAGUGAAGGUUAAAAGCAGCAGCAUUCAAGUUGGAGACCUUAUAAUUGUGGAAAAGAACCAGCGUGUUCCUGCUGACAUGAUCUUUUUAAGGACCUCUGAAAGAAAUGGCUCCUGUUUCCUUCGGACUGACCAGCUGGAUGGAGAGACCGACUGGAAACUACGCCUCCCAGUGGCCUGCACACAGAGGCUGCCAACUGCUGGCGACCUUCUCCAAAUCAGAUCAUAUGUGUAUGCAGAAGAACCAAACAUUGAUAUCCACAACUUUAUUGGAACUUUCACCAGGGUGAGUGCUUGCAUUAAUAUUCAGAUUAAAUUUAGUGUAAUGGAACGGUUUCUAUCAUUCCUCAUCAUAAUGUAUAUUUGCAUAUAUUCUCAACUGUUACAGGAAGAUGGAGACCCUCCAGUCAGCGAAAGUCUCAGCAUUGAGAACACCCUGUGGGCCAGCACUGUUGUUGCUUCUGGCACAGUGGUGGGGGUUGUGAUUUACACAGGCAAGGAGCUGCGCAGUGUCAUGAACACCUCCAACCCGAGGCACAAGGUGGGUUUAUUUGACUUGGAAGUGAACUGUUUGACUAAGAUCCUGUUCGGGGCCCUGGUGGUGGUUUCUCUGGUCAUGGUGGCCCUGCAGCACUUCGCUGGCCGUUGGUACCUCCAGAUCCUGCGCUUCCUCCUACUCCUCUCUCACAUUGUGCCCAUUAGUUUGCGUGUCAAUCUGGAUAUGGGAAAGAUGGUUUUCAGUUGGAUGAUAAAGAAAGACUCCAAGAUACCAGGGACGGUGGUGAGGGCGAGCACCAUACCCGAACAGCUCGGACGAAUCUCCUACCUGCUGACUGACAAAACAGGUACUCUGACCCAAAAUGAAAUGGUGUUCCGGCGACUCCAUCUUGGAACCGUGGCGUACGGGAUGGACUCUAUGGAUGAAGUACAGAGCCAUGUGUUCAGCGCCUACACACAGCCCACCCACGACCUUCCAGCCUCCAGGGCUCCGGCAGCCACUAAGGUACGCAAGACCAUCAGCAGUAGAGUCCAUGAGGCUGUGAAGGCCAUCGCCCUGGUGCACAACGUGACACCCGUGUACGAGUCCAAUGGUGUGACAGACCAGGCCGAGGCUGAGCAGCAUUAUGAAGAUACUUGCAGAGUUUACCAGGCUUCCAGCCCAGACGAGGUGUCGCUGGUGCAGUGGACUGAGAGCGUGGGUCUGACUCUGGUUGGAAGAGACCAGUCCUCCAUGCAGCUGCGGACCCCUAGUGGCCAAAUCCUGAACUUCACCAUCCUGCAGAUAUUCCCCUUCACCUACGAGAGCAAGAGGAUGGGCAUCAUAGUGAGAGAUGAAUCGACAGGAGAGAUCACUUUCUACAUGAAGGGAGCUGAUGUGGUGAUGGCGGGCAUCGUCCAGUAUAACGAUUGGCUGGAAGAGGAGUGCGGGAACAUGGCGAGGGAAGGUCUGAGGGUCCUUGUGGUCUCCAAGAAGUCCCUGACAGAGGAGCAGUAUCAAGAUUUUGAGGCACGGUACGUCCAGGCCAAGCUCAGCGUCCAUGACCGCUCUCUGAAGGUGGCCACAGUGAUUGAGAGUCUGGAGAUGGAGAUGGAGCUCCUGUGUCUGACCGGGGUGGAGGACCAGCUCCAGACCGACGUCAGGCCCACCCUUGAGAUCCUCCGCAAUGCAGGCAUUAAGGUUUGGAUGCUGACAGGAGACAAGCUGGAAACAGCCACAUGCACCGCUAAGAACGCACAUCUGAUCACCCGCAACCAGGACAUCCAUAUCUUCAGACCGGUGACAACACGAGGGGAAGCCCACCUGGAGCUCAACGCCUUCAGGAGAAAACACGACUGCGCGCUGGUGAUAUCUGGGGACUCGCUUGAGGUUUGCCUGAAAUACUACGAGUACGAAUUCAUGGAGCUCGCGUGUCAGUGUCCCGCUGUGGUUUGCUGCCGAUGUGCCCCGACUCAGAAGGCUCAGAUAGUCCGGCUGCUUCAAGAGCGUACAGGCAAACUCACCUGCGCUGUAGGGGAUGGAGGAAACGAUGUCAGCAUGAUCCAGGAAGCCGACUGUGGCGUGGGAGUGGAGGGAAAAGAAGGAAAGCAGGCCUCGCUGGCUGCCGACUUCUCGGUGACUCAGUUCAAACAUUUAGGCCGUCUGCUCAUGGUCCACGGUCGGAACAGCUACAAGAGGUCUGCAGCUCUCAGCCAGUUCGUCAUCCACAGGAGCCUGUGCAUCAGCACUAUGCAGACGGUUUUCUCCUCUGUUUUCUACUUUGCUUCAGUCCCGCUCUACCAAGGAUUCCUGAUUAUUGGCUACUCCACCAUCUACACCAUGUUCCCUGUCUUCUCUCUGGUGCUGGACAAAGAUGUGAAGUCAGAGGUCGCCAUGUUGUAUCCAGAAUUAUAUAAAGAUCUCUUGAAGGGUCGACCACUAUCAUUCAAGACAUUUCUAAUAUGGGUCUUGAUAAGUAUCUAUCAAGGGAGCAUCAUCAUGUACGGGGCGAUGCUGCUCUUCGACUCGGAGUUCGUCCACAUCGUCGCCAUUUCCUUCACCUCUCUCAUUCUGACCGAGCUGCUGAUGGUUGCUCUGACCAUCCAGACGUGGCACUGGCUCAUGAUAGUCGCCGAGCUCCUGAGCCUGGCCUGUUACAUCGCCUCGCUCGUCUUCCUGCACGAGUUCAUAGAUGUUUACUUCAUCACCACGCUAUCGUUCCUCUGGAAGGUGACAGUCAUCACGCUGGUGAGCUGUCUGCCCCUUUACAUCCUCAAGUACCUGCGGAGACGCUUCUCCCCGCCCAGCUACUCCAAGCUGACCUCUUAAAGAGAGAGAGAGAGAGAGAGAGAGAGAGGAGCCUCUGGCCUCGUUUUUACUGUGGGAAAAACAGAAAGGUGUCCCUGUCUUCAUCCAGCAGAGCCUGCGCUUUGACCAGAGAAUCAAACACGGAUUCAUUCCCCCUUAAUUUAUUCUGGAAAGUUCUACUUGGAAAUGUGACAGACAGACGGUUUUGUCAGGGGCAGGUUGUUUACUGAGAGGGAGUUUUUUGUUUAAAAAGCAGUGUUACUUGCUACAUGUGUUUGAUGCAAAGGCGUACUGAUGAUUUCUCUAUGUGGAGAACACCUGCAGUGAGUUGUAUUUGACCAGCUUUGACUGGUUCAACUUAUCGAUUGUCUCGAACUGAAAUGUAAAUAUGUAAUUUAAUAACCUGUGGCUAAUUGAACUGUAUGUUAUAAAUCAAGACACGAAAAACACUUCAGCAAAAUUAUGCAGGUUCAGUUUGUUUUAUAACGUCAAAAAAAAAGUGGAAAAGUUGAAUGUGUCUGACUUGGCCUCUCACUCGAUAAUGUAGAUGUGUCAUUUGGGCUGGAAGCUAAUUUUCUCCAAUUUCCAGUUCCAUCUUAAAUAGCAAAGCUGUUUUUAUUGUCAGAAAGUGAAAUUGUAUUGACGUAGCAUUCUCGCUCUGGACUUGAUUCACACUCUCCUUAAACAGCGAUUACUAAAUGGAGUUUGAGAAUUACAAGGUUGAAAAAAAAAAAAAAAAAAAGGUUUACUGGCCAGACUUUGCAUAAAACACACGUCUGCAAGUUUGUGUAUUUGUUUAUGCGUCACCCUGAUGCUACAGCCCGACACGGCAGAGGUGGUGUGGUUGUUUAUUUUAGCAUGACCUGUGGUGUCUGAUGUUAAAUCUGUCUUUGUCUCUUUGUAUGGACCCUGAAUGCUAAAGUUGUUAGUGUUUGUGGAGCGCGGUCAAAAACAGCCACAGAGGAGUGUCGGUUAUUUGCAGCCGAAAACCUUCCGCCGGGGCUCCCGACAGGCUGUGUGUCCGCAGGGGAAUGUGCAGCCUCUCAUGUGGCCGCUUGGCAAGCCAGCUCCGGCCACGCUUAAGCAUUGCAUGAUGACUCACUGUAACAGUGACCUAAAGCCAUAACUGAAAAUAUCACAGUGACCGGCAUCCAGCUGCCCCCCCCUUUUUUUUUUUCAUGUCGUCUAAUCCAGGGCCCCCACAGUUCUCACUGCUACUACUAACCUCCACAGUUAAGCUGUGAAAGAAAAAAAAAAGGGAUCAAAUCAAGUCAAAUACGAUGUGAAUAUUUUCAAUAAGUAUUAUUACUACUGCACACUCAGAAGAAAAAAAAAAUGGUAUAGUACUACUGUAUAUUCACUCUUCAUAUUGCAUUUCACUAGUGGUGUGAUGAUGGUGAUACUGUAAAUAAUCAGCAACUAACUAACAUGGCCACAUUUUCAUUUAUUUCAAUGUGUCCAGGGUGCCAUAAGUAAAAUCAUUUUUUUGAUCCCCACCAAACUUACUGUAACAAGCUGUUUGCACAGACUUUUGUUUUGUACAACUGACUAUUAUAUUUUUAUGUUGUAAUAGAGUUGCAAAACAUAAAUGACGCUAAAAUGAAUUUUGGUUGCUUGUAAAUAACCUGUUUUUUUAUUUAUUAACCUUUUUUUAUUUAAUGGUAUUGAUUGCACUCAAAUGAGCAGAAACAAAAAGGGAGAGUUGUGUUGAUGUCAAUGUUGUGAUGAUGAUUAAUAAAUUCAUGGUUUUUUUCUGCCA
Messenger RNA from Thunnus maccoyii (southern bluefin tuna), 5105 nucleotides. RefSeq names its product probable phospholipid-transporting ATPase IIA. The record is from RefSeq and is a predicted model, not a curated record. Gene Ontology annotation, molecular function: ATPase-coupled intramembrane lipid carrier activity; ATP hydrolysis activity; ATP binding. Lineage: Eukaryota; Metazoa; Chordata; Actinopteri; Scombriformes; Scombridae. Bases 125 to 3367 code for a protein of 1080 amino acids. Gene Ontology annotation, biological process: phospholipid translocation; endocytosis; retrograde vesicle-mediated transport, Golgi to endoplasmic reticulum. The transcript is spliced from 27 exons. Gene Ontology annotation, cellular component: plasma membrane; trans-Golgi network; endosome.